Nasonia vitripennis (jewel wasp) is the source of this 3422-nucleotide messenger RNA. It is a transcript of the gene Gycalpha99B, whose product is annotated as head-specific guanylate cyclase. Gene Ontology annotation, molecular function: heme binding; guanylate cyclase activity. The transcript has 11 exons. Gene Ontology annotation, biological process: response to oxygen levels; cGMP biosynthetic process. Gene Ontology annotation, cellular component: guanylate cyclase complex, soluble. The coding region runs from base 833 to 3001 and encodes 722 amino acids. Lineage: Eukaryota; Metazoa; Arthropoda; Insecta; Hymenoptera; Pteromalidae. The record is from RefSeq and is a predicted model, not a curated record.
GGGGGCAGUAUGGCGCUGCGCGCUCCGACACGCCACGCUACGCCAGUAGCUGCGCCCAACUGCGCCCGUAUAAACAGCCAGUGAUUGUGGCUAGGCCGUUAAAAAAAGAAAUCGCGCCCCUCAGCCGCAGGGGCAGCCGGCGUUCGCUCGGGGGCGUCAGGAGAAUCCGGGCCUGCAGCCGAGUUUGAUACACGCACGGCACGACGAGAAUGUCGACGUCUCACAGCACCAGGUGGGCUUGAUUGCGCGUUUUUUUUUAAUUUGCACUCCGGCAGCGGUGCCACUAUACGCGGGCGGAGAAAUACUCGGAGCGGGUCGCAAGAAAAGAAGCGCUCGGGCUCUUCCGACGGCGCGCGACUCCGCACGUGGAUUUUCGUCGUUGUUGUGACGCAACGUCGUGUUCGCCCACACGCCGGCGACUCACUCGCUCGAGAUUAGUGUGGCAUACUGCAGCGGCUUGAAACAGCAAAGGAAUCGGAGAGGCAAGAAAAGGCCAAUCGCAAGCUGAGCGCGCUAAUGAAGACUUGAUCCUCCGAUAAUUGAAAAGCGCAUCCGAACGGUAAGCGUACGCGGAAAUUUAAUCGGAGUCUGGGAAGCGCAUGGAUUUUAAUGAAAAGUAACGAGCUGCUGACAGCUGACUGACAACCGCACGCGCGCGCGCCAAUGUAGUCCUGCGGAGACGAGGAAAAGCGAGUGAGAGAGAGAGGGAGCACGUGUUGUGAAUUGGCAAACAAUGAAGCUGGACGAGCAGACGAGCGAGCAUUGAGAGUGACUACCCCCCCCCCCAGCCGACUAAGAUUCAAGGAAGAAAAUUGAGGUCAACAGAAAGAGGAUGGCCUGUCCGUUUUCCAGUUUCGCGCGCCACGGCAGCGGUGGUAGCAACGACAACGAGGAGACCGAUCGGCAAAAGUUCAAGCCCUCCUCGAAGCCGCACAGGAAGGAUGACAGGCUCAAGCCGUGCAGACAGUCCUCGAUGCAGAUCGCUUCGUCGCUUCUCGGAGAGGAGAUCGAGGACAGCGAGGACACGCAGACAAUCAACCUCAAGCAUCUGCGAGCCGCUGUGCUUAUGCUGACCAAUCCAUCGAACGAAGUUAUGGCCGUAGCUCUGGACGCUCUUUUGAGCAAAAGCGAAGUGCCACUUCCAACUUCGGCGUCCCUAGAAAAACUUCUCGACAACGUCGAAAUAGAGGAGAACUACAACCUGCUGGAGGACAUUUACGAGACGCUUAACUACGACUGCGAUAUCGACGCGAACGACUUCCUGGACAGGCUGGGCCAGGAAGUGAUCGCAACCGCGUGCGUAGGCCUGCUGGAGCGAGCUUUCCGGUGUCUGGGCAACGAUCUCGCGGCCUUCCUCACGACCCUCGACGGCGUGAACGACGUUGUCCAGCACCAAUCGGGCUCAGAGACAGAAGCCGAGUUCGUCUGCAUUGCGACUCCCGGAGCGCUGGAGCUGCACUUCACGACAGACCACCCGUCCAUAGCAUACCUGCUGGUUGGAAGCCUCAAGGGCAUCGCCCGGCAAUUUUAUAACGACAAAGCCGACGUGUACAUACUCCCGGAUCCCUAUAAUACCAAGUUUUUUAGAUAUCGCAUAACGCCCGAGCACUUCAGCAGCGAAAUAAGUACAGCGAGCACAACGACGACGACGACGACUACGACGACGAGAAGGACAGACGAGGACGAGGACGAUGAGGAGGCGGAGGAGAAGGAACGUCACGCGUCCCAUUUGCUGUCGCACGAGGCCGCGGAUCUGCGCAUGGGGGUGCCGAGCUUCUGCAAGGCCUUCCCCUGGCAUUUCGUCGUCGACCGGAAUCUCGAGUUCGUACAGCUCGGAGUGGGCUUCAUGCGUAUCUUCGGCCAUCAGCUGAACAGGGACGGACGCGACAUCUCCACCUACUUUCUCUUCACGAGACCCAGAGGCGUGACCCUGACCUUCCACGAGAUCCUCAAGAGGUCCAACACACCCUUUGUACUCACGCUGCAGAAGCCGCCCGGGGCUGACCAAUUCCAGGCUGAGGGCCUCGAAUUCAAAGGACAAAUGGUGCAUUGUCCGGAAUCCGACUCUAUCCUCUUCGUCAGUUCACCUUUUCUAAAUGGAUUAGAAGGACUUACAGGUCGCGGCCUCUUCAUAUCGGAUAUUCCACUUCACGAUGCAACGAGAGACGUUAUUCUCGUCGGCGAGCAAGCGAGAGCUCAGGACGGCUUACGGCGACGCAUGGAUAAAUUGAAGAGCUCCAUUGAAGAGACGAACCGAGCUGUCGAUGCCGAGAGGGAGAAAAACGUCAGCCUCCUCCAUCUUAUCUUCCCACCGGAUAUAGCGAAACGCCUCUGGCUCGGUGAGACUAUUGAAGCAAAGAAUUAUGCAGAUGUUACCAUGCUUUUUAGCGACAUCGUCGGCUUCACAGCUAUUUGCUCGACGGCAACACCCAUGAUGGUCAUAAAUAUGCUUCAGAAUCUUUAUCAACAGUUUGAUUCAUAUUGCGGACAACUUGAUGUCUACAAGGUGGAAACCAUAGGAGAUGCUUACUGUGUAGCGUGUGGCCUGCACAGAAACACGAGCACACAUGCGCAGCAAAUUGCAUGGAUGGGAUUAAAGAUGAUUCAAACUUGUACCCAGCACUCAACCCAUGAUGGCAAACCCAUUAAGAUGAGAAUUGGCAUCCAUACUGGCAUGGUAUUAGCUGGCGUCGUUGGAAAAAAAAUGCCUAGGUAUUGUCUUUUUGGCCACAACGUCACCAUAGCUAAUAAAUUUGAAUCAUCGAGCGAACCGCUCCGAGUAAACAUUAGCCCCACUACAUAUGAAUUUUUAAUGCAAGGGCCUGGAUUCAUUCUAGAGGAAAGGUCUCGAGAUAAUCUACCGAAAGAAAUGCCGCGUGAUACCGAAGGAACGUGCCAUUUCUUGAACGAUUACAAACAUCCAGAAGUCGAAGAAAACGAACCAUUAGACACUCAUAUACAGGCCGCUCUCAAUGAACUCGGAAUAAAUGGUAGUCAGUAGAUUCGACGUCCAAUGCAUCAUACAAGGAAAACAAGCAAGGCUAAAUGCUCGCAAAAAUAUAAAAUUGUACCGAAUAAAUAUGUAUAUGAUCGACCGAGGAGUCGUUAAAUUCAUGAACAACGUGUAAAGAUUUACGAUUCGCGGGUGAUUAAGAUAUUAUACUUUUAAGGGUAAUAGGAUUAUAAUGCAGACAACUUCAUGAGUCGAAAAUUACAUUCUAUUAACUGUAACUAUCGUACCAACACUGUACCAACUUUUCAUGAUAUUAUUUUACUUAAAAAUAUUUUAUUAUUUGUACACAAAUCAUUGUAGUUGUGUAAAGUAACUGCUAUAUUUAACAAAUGAGCUGUAAAAUAAUAAUACGCGUAAAAAAAUCAUUUUUGUCCACAUUAUAACAAAUAAAUCACACAGAAUACGUAAA